AUGGCUCCUCCAUCCUCAUCGUCGUCCUCUGCUUCUCCGUCUUCGCCUUCUUCAUCUUCCUCGCUCGCCAGAAUAAACAACAUUGCAAACCACAUCUCGCCCGCCAUGGCCUUUGCAACUAGUUUCCCCGCCGAUGCCGUGCCACAGGCCCCCGAGGAUCCUCUCUUUGGCCUUGCACGCGCUUACAAGGCUGACCAGAGCUCCCGCAAGGUCGACCUGGGAAUUGGCGCUUACCGUGACGAUAAUGCUAAGCCCUGGGUUCUCCCCGUUGUCAAGAAGGCUGAUGAAAUUCUCCGAAACAACCCCGAGUUGAACCACGAAUAUGCCCCGAUUGCCGGCAUUGCCGACUUCACCUCCAAGGCUGCCGAGUUGAUUCUCGGUGCCGACUCCCCGGCCCUCAAGGAGAAACGGGCCACUUCAAUGCAGACCAUCUCCGGCACCGGCGCCGUCCAUCUUGGUGCCCUCUUCCUCGCCAAGUUCUACAAGGGCAACAGGACCGUCUACCUGUCCAACCCGACCUGGGCUAACCACAAGCAAAUCUUUGGAAACGUUGGCCUCCAGUUUGCCGAGUACCCUUACUUCUCCAAGAAGACCAACGGCCUGGACUUUGAGGGCAUGAAGGCUGCCAUCCAGGCUGCUCCCGACCGUUCCAUUAUCCUGUUGCACCCUUGCGCCCAUAACCCGACCGGUGUCGACCCUACCCUCGACCAGUGGAAGGAGCUCGCUGCUAUUAUCGCUCAAAAGAAGCAUUUCCCCUUCUUCGACUGUGCUUACCAGGGCUUUGCUUCUGGCAAUCUCGCCCAGGAUGCCGCCGCUAUCCGCUACUUUAUUGGGCAAGGAUUCGAGACCGUCGUUUGCCAAAGUUUUGCCAAGAACUUUGGCCUCUAUGGCGAGCGAGCCGGAUGCUUCCACUUCGUGACCAGCCCCGGACCUGACGCCAGCACCACCAUCUCCCGUAUCGGCUCCCAAUUGGCCAUUCUCCAGAGAUCCGAAAUCUCCAACCCUCCCCUGUAUGGCGCCCGUAUUGCUGCUACCGUCCUGAACGACCCCAAGCUCUUUGCCGAGUGGGAAGACAACUUGAAGACCAUGUCUGGCCGCAUCAUCACCAUGCGCAACGAGCUGCGCUCAAGACUUGAGAAACUCGGCACCCCUGGAACGUGGAACCACAUCACCGACCAGAUUGGCAUGUUCAGCUUCACUGGUCUGUCAGAGGCCCAGGUUCUCAAGCUCCGCGAGGACUACCACAUCUACAUGACUAAGAACGGCCGUAUCUCCAUGGCCGGCUUAAAUUCGAAAAAUAUUGACCUCGUGGCCAGUGCAAUUGACAAAGUCGUGAGAGAGGUACAGUAA
Metarhizium acridum CQMa 102 is the source of this 1350-nucleotide messenger RNA. Its product is annotated as Aspartate aminotransferase, cytoplasmic. The record is from RefSeq and is a predicted model, not a curated record. Lineage: Eukaryota; Fungi; Ascomycota; Sordariomycetes; Hypocreales; Clavicipitaceae. Gene Ontology annotation, biological process: L-aspartate biosynthetic process. Gene Ontology annotation, cellular component: cytosol. Gene Ontology annotation, molecular function: L-aspartate:2-oxoglutarate transaminase activity; pyridoxal phosphate binding.